AUGACGGACGCCGUUAUGGAUGUUGACAAUCCUGGGGCGGCGAUUCAGCAGCUCCAGAAUGGCGAGAUUGAUGAAUCACUCUACAGCAGACAACUCUACGUUCUGGGUCACGAGGCUAUGAAACGCAUGGGUGCUUCAAAUGUGCUCAUCGUUGGUCUCAAGGGUCUUGGUGUCGAAGUGGCAAAGAACAUCGCUCUUGCUGGCGUCAAGUCCCUCACUCUCUACGAUCCUACUCCGGCCGCGAUCUCAGACCUCUCUUCACAAUUCUUCCUCCACCCUGAAGAUGUUGGCAAGCCGCGAGACAAAGUGACGGCUCCGAGAGUCGCCGAGCUCAACAACUACACACCCGUCUCUAUCCUGGAGACUGACUCGAUCACGAAGAACCUCAGCCAGCUUGACAAGUUUCAGGUGGUAGUCCUCACUGCUACGACAUUGAAAGAUCAGCUCUUCAUCUCGGAGUACUGUCACGACAAGGGCAUCUUCCUCGUCAUUGCGGAUACUUUUGGCCUUUUCGGCUACAUCUUCACGGACUUUGGGAAGAAUUUCGCAGUUGGUGAUGUGACGGGCGAGAAUCCCAUCAGCGGCAUCGUUGCAGAUAUUAAUGAAUCUGGCCUAGUUUCUGCGCUAGACGAAACGAGACACGGUCUUGAGGAUGGCGACUAUGUCGAAUUCGCUGAGAUCAAAGGCAUGGAUGGCCUCAACGGCGCUGCACCGCGCAAGAUUACUGUCAAGGGCCCUUACUCCUUCUCCAUUGGCGACGUGUCCGGCCUGGGUACGUAUCAGGGCGGUGGGCUGUUCUCUCAAGUCAAGAUGCCCAAAGUUCUUAACUUCGAAUCAUUCUCCUCCCAGCUCAAGAAGCCCGAAUUCUUGAUUUCAGAUUUUGCCAAAUUCGACCGGCCUGCACAACUACAUGUUGGCAUCCAGGCUCUCCAUAACUUCGCCGCCGAGCACGACGGCCAAUUCCCUCGCCCCCACAAUGACAGCGAUGCGAAUGAGGUCUUCGCGUUUUCUCAGAAGCUUGCCGAGGAGACCAAGGUUGAGCUUGAUGAAAAGCUAAUCAAGGAACUCAGCUAUCAAGCCCAGGGUGAUCUGAGCCCAAUGGCUGCUUUCUUUGGCGGUCUUACGGCCCAAGAAGUGCUCAAGUCCGUCUCGGGAAAGUUCAAUCCUAUUCAACAGUGGCUAUACCUUGAUUCUUUGGAAUCCCUGCCUGCAUCGGUAAAGCGAUCGGAGGAGCUCUGUAAGCCCGCUGGCACUCGAUAUGACGGCCAGGUUGCAGUGUUUGGCAAGGAAUACCAGGAGAAGAUCUCAAACGUCAAGAACUUCCUGGUCGGUGCAGGUGCGAUUGGGUGUGAGAUGCUGAAAAACUAUGCUAUGAUCGGCCUCGGCGCUGGCCCCGAUGGGUCAAUCAUCGUCACCGAUAACGACUCGAUUGAGAAGAGCAAUCUGAACCGUCAAUUCCUUUUCAGACCUAAGGACGUUGGCAAGAACAAGAGCGAAUGUGCGGCAGCUGCAGUCCAGGCCAUGAAUCCCGACCUGAAGGGCAAGAUCACGACCUUGACGGAUCGCGUUGGUCCUGAUUCGGAGGAUAUCUUCAACGAGGGCUUUUGGAACGGUCUCGACAUCGUCACCAAUGCGUUGGACAAUGUUGAGGCUCGUACAUACGUUGACCGCAAGUGUGUCUUCCACCUGAAGCCGUUACUUGAGAGCGGUACUCUCGGCACCAAAGGCAACACUCAAGUUGUUCUUCCUCGCCUUACUGAGUCAUACUCCAGUUCUCAGGACCCUCCUGAGCAGUCCUUCCCCAUGUGUACCCUUCGAAGCUUCCCCAACAAGAUUGAGCACACUAUUGCAUGGGCUCGCGAUCUUUUCCAGUCAUUCUUCGUUGGUCCCCCCGAGACUGUCAAUUUGUACCUCUCCCAACCCGACUACAUCAAUACGACACUUAGGCAGCAGGGCAAUGAGAAGCAGAUCCUGGACAGCUUGAAGGACUUCCUGGUCGACGAGAAGCCCGAGACCUUCGAGGACUGCAUUGCGUGGGCUCGCAACCAGUUCCAAAAGCAAUACCACAAUGCCAUUGCUCAACUUCUGUACAACUUCCCCAAGGAUUCCAAGACCUCUACCGGUGCCCAGUUCUGGUCUGGUCCCAAGCGCGCACCAACUCCACUCAACUUUGACACCUCUGACGAAACACAUAUGGCUUUCGUUAUCGCUGGUGCGAACCUUCGCGCUUACAAUUACGGGAUCAAGGUGCCGAAGUUGACUUCCGAGGACUAUGCGAAGGUGAUCGGCAGCAUGAUCAUCCCUGAAUUCAGACCCGACGCCAACGUCAAGAUUCAGGCCGACGACAAGGAGCCCGAUCCCAAUGGACCUGCUCCUACCUUUGCUGACGAUGCUGAGGAGCUAAACAAAAUCAUUGAAGCGCUACCUAGUCCCAAAUCUCUUCCUACAUUCCGCCUGAAUGUCGUUGAGUUUGAGAAGGAUGACGACACCAACCACCACAUUGACUUCAUCACUGCUGCCAGCAACCUGCGAGCACUCAACUACGAGAUUGCGGUCGCGGAUCGGCACAAGACCAAGUUUAUUGCCGGUAAGAUCAUCCCAGCCAUCGCCACCACUACUGCGCUGGUGACUGGCUUGGUCAUUCUCGAGCUUUACAAAGUCAUUGAUGGCAAGGAUGAUCUCGAGCAAUACAAGAACGGCUUCAUCAAUUUAGCGUUGCCUUUCUUCGGCUUCAGCGAGCCUAUUGCGAGCCCCAAGGGCACCUACCAGGGCAAGAAUGGCGAGGUGACCAUCGACAAGCUUUGGGAUCGUUUUGAGGUGGACGACAUCACUCUGACCGAGUUCAUCAAGUGGUUCGAAGACAAGGGUUUGACCAUAUCGAUGGUCAGCUCUGGUGUUAGCUUACUCUACGCUAGCUUCUACGCACCGAGCAAGUUGAAGGAUCGGAUGCCUCUGAAGAUGAGCAAAUUGCUUGAGACCAUCAGCCGUAAGCCCAUCCCAGAGCACCAGAAGAACAUCAUCUUUGAGGUUACGGCGGAAGAUACCACGGAGGAAGACGUCGAGAUUCCGUACGUGAUGGUCAAGUACAAGAAGUGA
Molecule: messenger RNA, 3096 nt
Organism: Cyphellophora europaea CBS 101466
Lineage: Eukaryota; Fungi; Ascomycota; Eurotiomycetes; Chaetothyriales; Cyphellophoraceae
Exons: 1
Coding region: 1-3096 (1031 amino acids)
Biological process (GO): protein sumoylation
Cellular component (GO): cytoplasm; SUMO activating enzyme complex
Molecular function (GO): SUMO activating enzyme activity
Source: RefSeq, a predicted model, not a curated record